AUGAUCUGCAGCAUACCAACCAACCAAAUCCUCAACCUGGAUGUAACCUUGAAGAGCAACAAUGCUAACCCGACCUCUCUGAUCACUGUCAACCUCCCUCAACCACAUCCUUACAAUCCCAUCCUACUUUUCACCGCGGCUUUCCAACUCGCUUUCCCAGAGAAUAACAUCAAGACCAAUCCAGAUCCUUCUAUCGUACCAGAUCCUUCUAUCGUACCAGAUCCCACUACCAACCCAGCUCCUACAACCAAUCCAGUUCCUGCAACCAAUCCAGAGCCUCCAACCACUCCAGAUCCUCAAAUUGAACCAAAUACUCAUACCAAUCCAGAUCCUCCAAUGGAGCCAGAACCUCCUCCCAAGCUUGACAAGCUUGACUUGACACUCCUAUCGAACCUGAUCCUGCAACCAAUGCAGACCCUUCAACCGAUCCAGUUCCAACAACCAAUCUUAGAUCCUCCUGCCAAUCCUGAUCGUCCAAGUGAACCAGAUCCUCAAACCAAUACAGAUCCUCCUAUCAAACCAGAUCCUCCUACCAAUCCAGAUCCUCCUACCAAUCCAGAUCCUCCCAAUCGAACCAGAUCCUCCUUCCGAACAAGAUCAUCCAACCAAUGCAGAACCUCCAACCGAUCCAGUUUCUACAACCAAUCUUUGGUCUCCACCAAUCCAGAUCCUCCAGUUGAGCCAGAUCCUCACACCAAUCCAGAUCCUAUUGAACCAGAUCCUCCUGUCAAACCAGAGACUCCAAUUAAUCCAGAUCCUCCAGACAAUCCAACUCCUCCAAACAAUCCAACUCCUCCAAGCAAGCCUGAUCCUCCAACCAACCCAGAUCCGAUUCAACCUCAAACCUUGAGGGGAAAGUUAUCCUCUUCAUGA
Molecule: messenger RNA, 873 nt
Organism: Eurytemora carolleeae
Lineage: Eukaryota; Metazoa; Arthropoda; Copepoda; Calanoida; Temoridae
Product: sporozoite surface protein 2-like
Exons: 4
Coding region: 1-873 (290 amino acids)
Source: RefSeq, a predicted model, not a curated record